Messenger RNA from Colletotrichum acutatum, 963 nucleotides. RefSeq names its product nucleotide-diphospho-sugar transferase. The transcript has a single exon. Lineage: Eukaryota; Fungi; Ascomycota; Sordariomycetes; Glomerellales; Glomerellaceae. Gene Ontology annotation, molecular function: mannosyltransferase activity. The record is from RefSeq and is a predicted model, not a curated record. The coding region runs from base 1 to 963 and encodes 320 amino acids. Gene Ontology annotation, biological process: mannosyl-inositol phosphorylceramide biosynthetic process.
AUGACGGCCGCCUUGGUUGUCCAUCAACUCAGCUACACCAACGACUUCGCGCUCCCAAACCAGUCUAUAGAGGUCAUUAGGCUCUGUAAUGCUUCUGAACGUCAUGGGAAAGACUUUCGAGAUACCAUUGAUUCAAAACCACCACAAGAGCCCAUUCCUAAAAUUAUUCACCAGAUUUGGAAGGACCACAAUGUGAGCACAUACAGGGUUAGAGCCUCAUACGAGACGUGGAAACAUACGAUGGAACCUCUCAACUAUACCGUCAAAUUAUGGACAGACGAAGAUGUUCUCAAACUUAUAAAGACAGAAUAUUCUUGGUUACUGUCGACGUACGAGGGCUAUGCCCAGAAUAUUCAACGAGCCGAUGUGGCAAGACUGGUAGUUGUCCAUGCAGAGGGAGGCAUGUAUGCAGACUUGGACGUAUACCCCAGAUCGACCGAGGAGAUGUCCUGUAUUCAAAGCCUCGGCUUACAGGCUGUCUUUGCCCCAACAUCAAGUACUCUUGGACUCAGCAACCACUUCUUCAUGGCACAGCGUGGCUCCUCCUUUCUCGAAUGGGCUCUCCAAGAAGCUAAGCGACGCGGCGGUGCGACCUCGAAACGAAUCCUCCUUCCCUACCUCCAGGUAUUCUGGUCGACAGGCCCGAUAAUGGUCACAUAUGCGUUCCAUCAGUACGCAUGGAUGUACAGCACAUUACAUCACGGCGUGGCGUUGCUGGAUGAGGGAUACGCCCGGAAGCUGUUCGGCCACGCGGCAGGACGCUCGUGGCAUGGGUCAGAUGGGCAGUUCUUGAACUACGUGUCAGAUCACCUGGGAACUGUGUUGUUCUGGGUCACUGUGUGCCUAUCUGUGCUGUCUUUGGCGACCAUAAUCGUACUUAAGAAGAGUCGCGGGAAGUCGAUUGACUUUCUUGUAGGUUGCGGAUCUAUUUGUAGGAAGGAGAACCGGGUAACCAAAGUAUAA